ACAAUGCAUAACACCGCCUGGUCAGUUUAAUGCAUGCAUUUUAACGGCGCGCGUAAUUGCGCAUGCAGAGGCUUUAAAAAGUCAUGUGAGUGCCCGCCCCCCCUCCUCCUGCCUCUGGACGCCAGUGAUGAGCAUGAUGAUAAGUCGCCUGCACCGAACACGGUAUAUCUGACCUCUGAGCUUCACAAUGUGUUCGAUUCCCGGGCUUCCAACGCCAGGAUCAAAAGUACCUGUUGUCGUCACGAGGGUUAAUCUAAACCCCAGUUGUGGUCUUGUGGAACUAUGGGUUAACAUGGAUUAUGGAAGGGAGCAUAUUUAUGAGCAGAUGCGAGAAGACAUUCAAAUUCCUAAAAGGAAGUUUUGUGGACUAGAAGGAAAACCGAGGGACCUCUGUCUAGUUUGCAUCAGUGAUACCUGGCAUAGAGCUCGGAUUGUAUCGAUUCAGAGUGAAACUUACAAUGUUUUUCUAAUUGACCAGGGACAGCCCCAUAUUGCCAAAAGUGAAAAUUUAGCCUGGGGUCAAAGUGACAGUUUUCUCCUUCCUCCUGAAACUCAAUCAUGCAUACUUGCAAAUGUCCUCUCCCAUGAGAAUAACUGGCCUGAAAGAGCCACAAGGCUUUUGAUGUCUCUGCCUGGCAAGAAGAUUGAGGGACUGGUCCAACAUGUGCUAAUGCCAGACAGGAUCAUUCUCCUUGACAUACCAGAUGUUUCCAAGUACAUUUGUAAGUGUGGAGUUGCAAAGAAGAUACCAAUGGAUGAAUUUAAAUGUCUUGUACUGAAAUGUCUUCAUUUACCCAAAGGAGAGGACUCUGAGGCCUACCACAUAACGCAGGAACAGGAUCUGAAGCUUAGUUGCCAACUUGAGAAGCAUGACCAAUAUUUUUACCCAGAACUGUUAACUGACACUUUUGAAACAGUUAUUGUAACAGAGGUAACAAGUCCACAGAAUAUAUUUUGCAAACUCCUAAUUUUUUCCAAAGCAGUGAAGAUAUUAUCUGAACAAAUCCACCAGCACUAUGAAAAGAGCUCAGAUUUAGGAGAGGCAAAACCACAGAACUGCUGGGAUCCAUGUGCUGCUAGAGACCGAAAUGGCAGAUGGCAGCGCUCGUUACUUAAGCAAAACAUGACUAGCGACGGUGCUGUGGAAGUCUUGCAUGUGGAUGAAGGGAUAACUGAAUUAGUCCCAGUUGGAGACAUCAAACCACUGCAUGGAAAGUUUCUGAGAAUGCCAGUUGUCACAUAUACCUGUUCACUUGAUGGCUUAAAAGAUGACAGCACAGAGUGGACUACAGAACAGACGGACUACUUGAAGUCACUGCUCCUGCACCAGACUGUGGAGGCCUGUUUUAACCAGCAUAAUAUACCUCAAGAUGUCUAUUAUGUCACUCUCUAUGCAGAAAAUGCUUCAUGCAUAAACAAUUCUUUUAUAGAGAAGGGAAGACCUUGUAAGAAUGAACCUAUUCCGCCACUAUUCUUCAGUUCACUUGAAGACAAACCAUGCAUUGAUAUACAGAACAAAAUCUGUGUAAAUGUUGAUGGUUUACUAGAGGAAACUUUGUCAAACAUCGCAAACGUAGAGGCCAGUGACAGGACAGAUGAUGUACCCACUUCUGGUGCGGAUGGCUCAGAACGUCCAGACUUUCUAGGACAGCGCAAUGGGUAUCAUUCAGCAGGUUUCCCCUCUGAGGUCCAGAAGCCUUGUGAUGAUGGUGUGUUUACUGUAGGCCGCAGUGUCGAUGUAAAUGUAUCUUGCAUUGAAAGUCUACAGAGGUUCUGGUGUCAAAUAACAGAAAAUGGUGACACUCUUCGACUCCUUAUGCAAAACCUGCAAGACCAAUAUGCGUCCACUCACCCUCAGCCGCUCGUUGAGUCUGUCUGUGUUGCCCGAAAUCCAGACGAUGGGAUGUGGUACAGAGCAAGGAUCAUUGCAAGUCAGCACUCCCCAGUUGUAGAUGUGAGAUUUAUAGACUAUGGCCUAACUAGAAAAGUCCCUCUGCGAGAUGUGCGCCCCAUUGAUCCAGCUUUCUUACAGCUGAAUGCACAGGCAUUUCAUUGUUGCUUAUCAAAUCUGAAGGAUUCUACUAGUCCCACUGCUGUCACUUGGACUAACUCUGCAUUAAUGGAGAAUUUUGUCGAUUUCAGUGCAUCGUCCAACAUUGGGUUGAAAUGCAUUGUAAAAGCUGUAAUGUCUGAUGAAGAAGGUCUGCAGCUUAAUGUGGUAGAUAUUGAAACACCAUCUGAAGGUGCAUGCAAGCUUCUGGCUCAGAGAUCUGCACAGGAUGAAUCUCAUGUGCCAGUUCCUCCACAGAUCUCAUCGGAUGCAUACAGUUACCCCACACACAAUAUUGAGGUGGGCGGAAAAGAAAAAGUGUGGGUAACCUUUUCAGAGAGUGUGAAUCACUUCUACUGCCAACUGGAGAGGAAUUCACAUUUGUUUGAGAAAGUGAUGGCAAAUGUUCAACAACUCAUUGGACAGCCACAGGGCACAGAUCACCCACUUGGAGUUAAUAUGAUUUGCUUUGUAAGGUACACUGAUAAUAAGUGGUACAGAGGUCAAGUUGUAGAAACGUCUCCAAAACUUAGAGUGUUCUUUGUGGACUAUGGUCAAACCCUUGUAGUGAAUGAAUCUGAUGUUUGCCCCAUUCCAACUGAAGCAAGCAUCGUCAGGUCUGUUCCUGUGCAGGCUGUUCCACUUGGACUGUUCAGUGUCCCUGCACAAGUGCCAGAGAAGGUCAACAAGUGGUUUGCAGAUCAUGCUAUUGACUCCAGUUUGACCAUUUCUGUGUUAGCAAAAGGGGCAAAAGGGAAGCUAUUUGUCGAACUCUUUGAUGGAUCUCUAAAUGUAAAUGUGAAAGUUACAGAGAUGAUAUCACAGAUGAUGGGACAAACAAUGACUGGUCUCGUUCAGAGGACUGACCAGCAGCUCUGUAUCAACACAAAACACGCUAGUGUGCCAAAUGAACACUGUUUAAUGCAAGAGCCAAUGGAUGUGUCAUUAACAAGGAUGGCGGAACAAAAUGAGGUCCACAGCAGCAAUGAAAUGCAUGAACUAAAGAUGAGUCCACAAUCCAUUGCUAAUGCAUCUGCACAAGAGAAUAAACAAGGAAAUACUUCGACACUGGAUGAACAAAGAAAUCUAUCUUUGGAUGUCAUUCUUGAGUACGAAGAAACCGUGUCUGCAGAAACUUUCAUACAAGGUGGCCACAGUGACUUGGAAACUACACAACUUUCCCUUCCCCUUUGCCCUGAGGAAAAUGUGAACUGCAUGUACAAGAGGCCAGACAUUUCUCUAAACAAGACAGAGGAGGUAUAUGCUUCCUGCAUUGUUGAACCACAUUACUUUUGGUGUCAGUACACAAACACUGAAGGCCUGAGCAUGGUGUCGAGGCUUGCUCAGGAAGAAGGAUGGUCACAAAAGGACAUACCCGAGAGGUUUUUCAAGACUCUUGGUCCUGGUAGUUCAUGCCUUGCUGUUUUUUCCAGUGACAACCAGUGGUAUCGAGCUCAGGUAAUUCGGAGAACUGAUGAUAUACUUCAUGUUCUGUUUGUUGACUACGGAAAUGAGUGUGAUGUUGACAUCAAGAAUGUGAGACCACUGUCUCAGAGUCUGCUUGAGAAGGCUCCACAGGCCUUUUUGUGCUCUUUAAAUGGAUUUGGUGAGUCCAAGGGCUCCUGGGACGAUGGUGUUUAUGAUGACUUCUACAAUCUUCUGGUUGAUAAACCACUCAGAGUAAGAGUCUUCAAUAUGGAGGACCAUUCAGAGAUUGCGGUUCCUCAAUAUGCAGUGCAAGUAGAGUUUGAGAAUAUGGUUGUAAAUGAGAUGAUGCAGAAAUACUGGAAACCAGCUGCCACAGACCAAAAUAAGACAGAAACCCUGCAAACAGAACAUUUACUCCAGGAAGGUCAAAUUGAGUCCAACAUGACGCAGCUUAAUGUUUCCAAAGGAAAUGUGAACACUUGCAUGUACAAGAAACCAAACCUUUCCAAAAACAAAAAAGUGGAAGUAUAUGCUUCUUGUAUUGUGGAACCACAUUACUUCUGGUGUCAGUACGCCAACGCUGAGGAGCUCAAUGAAGUAACCAGGCUUGCUCAGGAAGCAGGACAGGCACAGCAGGACAUAAUGUUCACAAAGACACGUGUUCACAAGACUCUUGGUCCUGGCGGUCCGUGCCUUGCUCUAUUUUGCAGUGAUGAACAGUGGUAUCGAGCUCAAGUAAUUAACAGAGUUGAUGAUUCAUUCCAUGUUGUGUUUAUUGACUAUGGAAAUGAGUCUGAUGUUGACCUCAAGAAUGUGAGACCACUGUCCCAGAAUUUGCUGGAUAAUGCUCCUCAGGCCUUUUUGUGCUCUUUGAAUGGAUUUGACAAGUCCAGGGGUUCAUGGGUUGACGAAGUGUACGAGGACUUCUACAGUCUUCUGGUUGAUAAACCCCUCAAACUAACAGUGUUUAGCAUGGAAGACCAUUCAGAGAUCUUAACUCAUCAGCAUGCAGUGGAAAUAGAGUGUGAAGGAGUGGAUGUAAACGCAGCAAUGCAGAAAUACUGGAAACCAGUUGCCAAAGAACGUGUUUUGAUAGAAAGCCCACAAAGAGAAACCUUCCAGCAAGAUGGUCAAACUGAUGCCAACAUGACAGAACAUGUUAUGUUAGAAAACCCUCAAACAGAAGACUUAACCCAGAGUGGUCAAACUGAGUCCGAAAUAAAGCAUCUUAAUGUUAAUACAUGCAUGUACAAGAAGCCAAACCUUUCCAAAAAUAAGACUGAGAUGGUGUAUGCCUCUUGUAUUGUGGAACCACAUUUCUUCUGGUGUCAAUACGCCAACACUGAGGAGCUCAAUGAAGUAUCCGGGCUUGCUCAGGGAGCAGGACAGGCACAGGAGGACACAAUGUUCACCAAGACUCUUGGUCCUGGCAGCCCAUGUCUUGCUCUGUUUUCCAGUGACAACCAGUGGUAUCGAGCUCAAGUAAUCCGCAGAUUGGACGAUGCAUUCUGCGUUCUGUUUAUUGACUAUGGAAAUGAGUCUGAUGUUGACAUCAAGAAUGUGAGACCACUGCCCCAGAGCCUGCUGGAUAAGGCUCCUCAGGCCUUUUUGUGCUCUUUGAAUGGAUUUGAUAAGUCAGAGGGCUCCUGGGAUGACCAAAUCUACAACGACUUCUACAAUCUUCUGGUUGAUAAGCUACUCAAACUGACUGUUCUCAACAUGGACAGCCAUUCAGAGAUUGCAGUCCCUCAAUAUGCAGUAGAAAUAGAGUGCGAGGGAGUGGUUGUCAAUGCACAGAUGGAGAAAUACUGGAAAGGACUGGACACGGAGACCAGUGUGGGAUCAGCUCUGGACCCAGAUGAAUACCCAUGAAAUCCAGUUCUUGACUUUUGUGAACGGACAAUUCGUGUUUGUCUCGUUAGAAAUUAAGUUACUAAAUGAAGAUUGUCACGUGGUUAUUUAUGUCAAUAAACCUUACACUACUUACA
Larimichthys crocea (large yellow croaker) is the source of this 5466-nucleotide messenger RNA. RefSeq names its product tudor domain containing 6b (gene tdrd6b). The record is from RefSeq and is a predicted model, not a curated record. Lineage: Eukaryota; Metazoa; Chordata; Actinopteri; Sciaenidae. The transcript is spliced from 3 exons. The coding region runs from base 188 to 5350 and encodes 1720 amino acids.